This is a messenger RNA of Cavia porcellus (domestic guinea pig), 760 nucleotides long. It is a transcript of the gene Pla2g2a, whose product is annotated as phospholipase A2 group IIA. Lineage: Eukaryota; Metazoa; Chordata; Mammalia; Rodentia; Caviidae. Bases 54 to 491 code for a protein of 145 amino acids. Gene Ontology annotation, biological process: phospholipid metabolic process; arachidonate secretion; lipid catabolic process. The record is from RefSeq and is marked provisional. The transcript has 5 exons. Gene Ontology annotation, molecular function: calcium ion binding; phospholipid binding.
AAGACGGUCACUUGGCAGGAUCAACUCAAGCAUCCUCUGAGAGAGCCCUCAGCAUGAAGCUCCUCCUGCUGCUUCUGGUGGUCAUGGCCUCUGACUUGCCUCAAGCCCACGGACACUUGAAGCAAUUCACAGAAAUGAUCAAGCUCACGACAGGAAAGAAUGGACUUACAAGUUAUGGCGCCUAUGGCUGUCACUGUGGUGUGGGUGGCAAAGGAACUCCCAAGGAUGCAACAGAUAGGUGCUGUGUCAGGCAUGACUGUUGCUAUGACCGUCUGAUGAAGCGUGGAUGUGGCACGAAAUUUCUGAACUACCGGUUUACCCAUAAGGGGAGCUCGAUCACCUGCAGUGUAAAGCAGAACUCCUGUCAGAAGCAGCUGUGUGAAUGUGAUAAAGCUGCUGCCUACUGUUUUGCUGCAAACCUGAAAAGUUAUAGCAGAAGGUACCAGUUUUAUUACAAUGGACUGUGCCGCGGGAAGACCCCGAGUUGCUGAGAGCCACCGUGCUGAAUCUUCUUCUCUAAGACCUCUCCUUCUUCCAAGCAAAGGCCCUGGAAUAAACAAUUCUCUCCCAUGGGGGCAAAAAGGAGCCCUCUGGUCUUAGCCAGGAAAUGAAAUUCAGUGCAGGGAGCAAGUGGGAUUGGCCUCUUCCCCUGCUACCACCACCGAUUCCUUCCAAGCCCAGCUUCUGGUUUAGCAUCAGCAGCUUCACAGCUACACUGGGCGGUGGAGAGGGACUCUCCUUUGAAUAAAGUAGUUCAUCC